This is a messenger RNA of Serpula lacrymans var. lacrymans S7.9, 2086 nucleotides long. RefSeq lists its product as uncharacterized. The transcript has 12 exons. The record is from RefSeq and is a predicted model, not a curated record. Gene Ontology annotation, molecular function: damaged DNA binding; DNA-directed DNA polymerase activity. The coding region runs from base 113 to 2023 and encodes 636 amino acids. Gene Ontology annotation, biological process: response to radiation; error-prone translesion synthesis. Gene Ontology annotation, cellular component: nucleus; replication fork; site of double-strand break. NCBI's taxonomy places the organism in Eukaryota, Fungi, Basidiomycota, Agaricomycetes, Boletales, Serpulaceae.
GUUCUCUACAUUCAUCUUUGAUUUUGACUUUUGCCAGCCCUCGAAUCUAAGACUUCUGAAUCAUUGUUAUAUAUACCAUCUGCACGUUGUCGGCGUGCGCCUAUCAUACAUCAUGUCUCUGGCUUCUCCAUCGAAAGCCGGCGCUCUCUGGAAGGGAAAGGAAAAAGCCACCGACGAUGCCUACGACGACCUCACACCAGUCAUAACCUAUCGCCAUAUUUUAUCUCAGAGUCUUGGUGUCAAAGAUCCACUACGUGUUGUUGCACUAUGCGACAGCGAUGCUUUCUAUGCAGCAUGCGAACAAGUCAGACUUGGCCUCGACCCAAACGUGCCCAUGGUCGUGCAGCAGUGGGAAGCGUUGAUUGCGGUGAACUAUCCCGCUCGCAAGUUUGGCAUCUCGAGGAUGGACAGAGUCAAAGACGCGAAGAAAAGGUGUCCAGAGCUCAUCGCUGUACAUGUAGCAACUUACAAAGAGGGGCAAAAGGAGCCUGGAUAUUGGGAUGAUGUCGAUUCGCAUACUCAUAAGGUUUCCUUAGACUAUUAUCGGCGAGAAAGUAUGAAGAUUAUCAACAUGUUCAAGGAAAACCUGCCUGGAGGAGAAAUCGAAAAGGCAUCAAUAGAUGAGGCCUUUAUAGAUUUCACUCGCCCAGUGCGCGAAAAAAUUCUUGAGCGGUACCCGUAUUUAGCGGAAGUUCCUCAUGAUGCUCCCAAUGGCAUCGAUAGUCCUUUACCGCCGCCGCCGCCUAUUAGUUGGAAUGCUAUCGGCUUCCUCGUACCUGUCACGCCUUCGGAGAGCGCAGGAAACGAAGGCGAGGAACUACUUCGUGGUGAGGACGAUGAUUCGACCACCUGGCACGAUGUCGCACUCUCUAUAGCUGCAGAACUGAUGGACCAAAUCCGUAAAGAAGUGCACACCAAACUUGGUUACACUACAUCAGCAGGUAUUUCACGAAACAAGUUCUUGGCCAAGCUUUGUGCUUCCUAUAAAAAGCCGAACAGUCAAGUAUGUUCAAUCUUGCGAAACACUGCGAUCCCCAAUUAUCUCAGGCCGCUACCCUUCCAAAAGAUCCGAUUUCUAGGAGGUAAACUGGGUGACGCACUGGCCAAAGAAUACGACGUAUCUACGGUCGGCGACCUACUAACGAUCAGUCUCGAGGAAAUGCAACGCAAGUUUGGCGAAAAUUCAAUAUGGGUGUACGAGCUUCUCCGUGGGAUAGACCGUAGCGAAGUGAAGGAGAAAUCCGCCAUGUUCAAGAGUAUGCUAGCAUCCAAAAACCUCCCGAAGCCGAUAACCAACCCCUCCGAGGGGCAUCAUUGGCUUCGUGUCCUAGCAGCUGAGUUAGCGCUGAGACUGAAGGACUCUAGAGAAGCAAGCCCAAAUUUAUGGCCAAAAACCAUUGUAUUGCACGCCCGUAAAGGCUACGAGACUGCGCGUUCUAAGCAAGCUUCAUUCCCGUUUGUUCGGGAUAUAACGGUUGAUGUCAUCUCUGCUAUUGCUGAUAAGCUGUGGAAGGAAGUCACAGGGGAUGCCAAAAGUGUCUACGUGACCAACGUGCAACUUGCGUUCACUAAUAUAGAGGCGACGGAGGCUGGACAACAGAGCAUCGAAGGCUUCUUUAGGUCCAAGGGUUCAAUACACCAGAUUUUAAAACGAAAUCACGAGGAAGGGGACUCUACGGAAGGCCAGUCUCUUGGAUCAGGCAGUAAGCCACGUAGCAAGUCGUCCGACCCACCGAACGAUGACUCGUCCGUGUCGUUUGUGUGUGGGCGAUGCGGGAAGCGGGUUGUUCUGCCAGAUAAGGGCGAGCAGAGCGAUGAAGAUGGCGGGGCAGAGGCACGCCAAGCUGGAGUGCUGGCUGUGUUGCGUAUGGAACAUGACGAUUUCCAUUUUGCACAGGAUUUAGCCAAGUCAUCUGGAGCUGAUAUAUCGAGCUCAAAAGGGUCUUCACCGUCGAGGGCCACAAAGCGACGUAAAAAGCAGGUGGAACCAAAGGGAAUAGCGAAAUUUUUCAGAAAGAAGUGAGGUUACUUUGUGUUAAGUAGUGUAUAUUAGUAAAUUAUUCAUGAUGCCAAACAUGUAGGACUU